CAGAAUCACUCGCGCUUUAAUUACAAUUACAAAUUGUCCGAUUACAAUGACAGUGAUCAACUUAAUUCCGAGGUAACAUAAAUAAAAUAAGUUUAUUUUGAAUUGACCUCGCGAGUUUAUUGGUUAUGGAUACGGGGGAUCAGCUUCCGCGUGAGAAUCCAAACAAUAUACGUCAUCAACAGUCGACAGUCCGAUGCGACUCACGCCAGCGCAUGCCAUCUGUAUUUUUGUUUUAAAAACGCCCACUGUAUUUGUGACAUAUUAUAUGAUUUAUUUAAAAACGUAACCAAGUACUAAACCGAUAGAGACGAGUGUCACAUGGAAACCACAGCGUCGUCUCUGUCUUUGUUUUGUUCGUGACAUUGUCCGAAAUCUCGUCUCUGGGAGCUUUAUAAGAUGGUUAAAUUACACGACAGCUACAAAAGGCUUUUGCAAAUAUAUACAUUGUCCUCAAACAUUAUAGGCACACCACGUGUGGCUAGCAGAUUUGUUUCUGCACCUCAAAAUAGACAUGAAAUCCGCUUCAAGACUUCAGGAGUUGGUGAACGAGCUCUGCAGGAGAGACAGAGGCAGCACAUGGCACGAGGUUUGCCAAAACAGAAGCCCAUAGCUGGAGUCAAAGAGGUCCUUGUUGUUGCAUCGGGGAAAGGAGGGGUGGGAAAGUCCACAACAGCAGUGAAUCUUGCUCUUGGACUUAUGGCUAACGAUCAGAGUAAAUCAGUGGGUCUUCUAGAUGCUGAUGUAUAUGGCCCCUCCAUUCCAAAGUUAAUGAACCUAAAAGGAAACCCCGAAUUAACAGACAAGAACUUAAUGAGGCCACUUGUGAAUUUUGGAAUUCCUUGUAUGUCAAUGGGCUUUCUGGUUGAAGAGGUUGCACCUAUUGUGUGGAGGGGUCUGAUGGUGAUGUCAGCUAUUGAGAAACUCAUUAGACAGGUAGAUUGGGGGAAUCUAGAUUACCUUGUGAUUGAUAUGCCUCCUGGAACUGGAGAUGUCCAAUUGUCUAUUACCCAGAAUAUUCCUAUAGCAGGUGCUGUAAUUGUGUCUACGCCUCAAGACAUCGCCUUGCUAGAUGCACGAAGAGGUGCCGAGAUGUUCAGAAAGGUUAACGUUCCGGUUCUGGGUCUGGUUCAGAACAUGAGUGUUUUCCAGUGUCCCAAGUGCAAUCAUCAAACACACAUUUUUGGCUCAGAUGGGGCUAAAGAGCUGGCUCAGACCCUUGGUGUUGAGAUGCUUGGAGACAUUCCUCUUCAUCUCAACAUAAGAGAAACAUCGGACAAGGGGCAGCCCGUGGUUGUGUCAUCCCCUGAUAGUCCAGAAGCCGAGGCUUACAGAAGAGUUGCAGCAGCAGUAGUACGCCGACUUCAUUUACUGACAUACAGUUCAUGUUAUUUAUAGAUGAUUAAAAACAACAAUAAUUUUGGCAACAAGUAAGCUUUCAUUAUAAUGAAAAUAAGAACUCAUUGCAAUUAUGAGCAUAUUAUAAUAAUGUCCAUUUCCAUGUACAAAUCUCAGAUGUGGAUAUUUUCCCACCAGAACAGACUGACACGGUUUUUUAAAUAAAAGGAAAUGGCUAAAAGGAAAGGUUUUUGGCAGCUCCGGUUAAUGUGAUUGAUUUCACUUUUCACUUCCAUGAAGAUGUUCAUUACAGAUCUUGACCACUUGAUGGCAGUGUAUAUGUUUUUCAUACAUCUGAUUGUACUUUGUGUGAUUUAAUUAGGUCUUUCACUUAAACGAUGACAAAUUUUCCUCCUUUGACAGUAACAUGAUUGAAGUCUUCUGUUACUUGAUUACAUUUAAUAAAGAUAAACGGUCCAGGUCCAAUAGGAAAAGUGGGAUGAGAAAAACAGGGUCGCUUCCUGCAUAUUUUCACAGCUCCCUUGACUCAGCUGAAACAGCCGUAUUCAGUCCAGCCCUGUGUAACACUGGCCAGACAGACCAGUCUGUGAUUCAUCACAGCAAUGAAGCUUUUUUGCUUUCUUUUACUCUCAAUUGCUUAACUGUUCCCAGAAGACCGACCCAGGGGUUUCAGCUGUACACUGACCUCAGUUGAAUUUGGACAGUUUCACAUUUGGUGUUUUUUAUUUUCUCUUUGUUUUCAAGAUAAAGAAAG
This is a messenger RNA of Carassius auratus (goldfish), 2110 nucleotides long. RefSeq names its product iron-sulfur protein NUBPL-like. Gene Ontology annotation, biological process: mitochondrial respiratory chain complex I assembly; iron-sulfur cluster assembly. The record is from RefSeq and is a predicted model, not a curated record. Gene Ontology annotation, cellular component: mitochondrion. NCBI's taxonomy places the organism in Eukaryota, Metazoa, Chordata, Actinopteri, Cypriniformes, Cyprinidae. Gene Ontology annotation, molecular function: ATP binding; 4 iron, 4 sulfur cluster binding; ATP-dependent FeS chaperone activity. The transcript has 11 exons. The coding region runs from base 397 to 1395 and encodes 332 amino acids.